Messenger RNA from Clonostachys rhizophaga, 1686 nucleotides. NCBI's taxonomy places the organism in Eukaryota, Fungi, Ascomycota, Sordariomycetes, Hypocreales, Bionectriaceae. The record is from the annotation of a GenBank genome assembly.
AUGAGAAUUUACAAUCAAGAGCGGAAAUUGCACAUCCCUCGAGAUGUCAACCUCACGCAACUCCUUCAUAAAACGCACAAAGAGCUGCCGCUAUCGCAUGUCAUCGCAUCGGAUAGUCUGACAAACAGAAGCAUCACUCUUGGACAGCUUCGAGAUCGUGCAGGCCGUCUUGCUCGAGGCUUUUCACAGACUCUCCAACCUCCCGACCAGUCUCGCUGGGCUAUAAUUCUACCCAACAGUGUUGACUUCUUGGAGCUGGUGCACGCAGUUAUUUGGACGGGAGGCGUUGCUUGUCCAAUCAAUCAUGCCCUGAAAUCGACUGAGAUUGGCCAUGGCUUGGCCGUUUGCCAACCGGUAUUCAUCGUCGCAUAUGGCCAGAUUUUAAGCAGCGUUGAGGAGGCAAUCGCCGUCGCCCGCGACGAGCUUGUGAGAGAAGGAAUCGAGUGGGCAGCUCCCACGGUUAUCACGAUAAUCGAAAAGCCUGCUACAUCGACCGUCCAGCACAUUCCAGCCGACUUUCUCUCAGAUACAUCGCUCCCAGUCCCCGACUACGAAGAUAAUGCUACUCGGGUAGCGACAAUACAUCUGUCUUCCGGGACGACAGGGAAGCCGAAGGGAGUGAUGCUCACGCAUCGAAAUUUCAUCGCCAAUGUAUUCCAGCUUUUAGCCCACGACUCCUACCAAUUCCAUUCUGCCUCCAGAACCGUUGCUUUCACACCAUGGGCGCACAUCGCGAUGACCACAAUGCCGCUCUUCCUGGCCCCAUAUACCGGCAUGUUUCAUCACGCGAUGCCUCAAUACAACCUGGAGAAGUUCGCGCAGCUGGUGAGCUCGGUCCAGGCGACGAACUUUCAAGGCGUGCCUUCGGUGGUGUUGAGCUUGGCAAAGAGCGACGUGACUGAUCGUUACGACUUCUCUAGAGCCUCAAUUCUGAAUGUGGGAGGAGCGCCAUUGAAGAAAGCAGAUCUAGCCAAACUCAUGAGUCGGGCGCCGUGGAGGCUCAUACAGGCGUAUGGAAUGACAGAAGCUGCGGGAUACGUUGCAUAUCAGACGUUUGACGAAACUCUACCAGACGGGUGCACUGGAAACAUGCUCCCGGGAAUCGAAGCCCGUCUCAUGGUUGAGGGAAAGAAUGAGGAGGCCCCGGAAGGCGGACCGGGCGAGCUAUGGCUCCGAGGGCCCAAUAUCACGAGUGGAUAUGUAUUCAAUGAAGAGGCGAACCAAAAGGCAUUCCCUGAACCUGGUUGGUAUAACACCGGAGAUGUCUGCAAGAUUGACUCUCAGGGCCGGCUGUUCAUCGUAGGACGGACCAAGGAUUUGAUCAAGUACAAGGGCUUUCAAGUAUCACCCCAGGAACUGGAAUCGUAUCUGAAUUCACAUCCGCUGGUUGCAGAAGCUGGAGUGGCCGCACUGUGGGACGAGUCUCAACUGACUGAGCUUCCCACCGCCUGGGUCAUUCUCAAGCCAGAUUCCGCCAAGGGUAACUCCAAGGAGAGAAGAAACGCCCUCAAAACAAUACAAAAAGCGAUAGACUCACAAGUUAGUGGUUACAAGAAGCUUCGGGGUGGAGUCUGGGAGGUGCCGAGGCUCCCAAAGAACGCAACGGGCAAGAUUCUUCGCAAAGAAAUGGCCGAGAUGAGAGCAGGGCUUUGUUCCAUUGAUGAGACAAUUUACUCAAAAUUGUAA